This is a messenger RNA of Pelodiscus sinensis (Chinese soft-shelled turtle), 1969 nucleotides long. The record is from RefSeq and is a predicted model, not a curated record. NCBI's taxonomy places the organism in Eukaryota, Metazoa, Chordata, Testudines, Trionychidae.
GUGUUACUAGACAUCCAACAGCAUUUUGGAGUUAAAGACAGUGGGGCUGGCUUACUACAGACAGUUUUCAUCUGUAGUUUCAUGGUGGCAGCGCCUAUAUUUGGUUACCUUGGUGACCGCUUCAACAGGAAAAUCAUUCUCAGCUGCGGGAUCUUCUUCUGGUCAGCAAUCACCUUUUCAAGCUCCUUCAUCACUGAGCAGUAUUUCUGGCUCCUCGUCCUCUCACGAGGUUUGGUCGGCAUCGGUGAAGCCAGUUAUUCUACCAUUGCUCCCACCAUCAUAGGAGACCUUUUCACCAAAAACACCAGAACCCUCAUGCUGUCUGUUUUCUACUUCGCAAUCCCUCUUGGCAGUGGUUUGGGAUACAUCACGGGAUCAAGUGUGAAGCAGGUAGCAGGAGACUGGCACUGGGCAUUGCGGGUAUCUCCACUCCUGGGCAUGAUCACAGGGACACUCAUCUUGAUAUUCGUACCCGCUGCUAAAAGAGGCAACGUGGAGCAGCUGGGGGGGCAGCUGAAGGCUCGGACCUCGUGGCUAAGAGACAUGAAGGCGCUGAUCAGGAACCGCAGCUAUGUGUUCUCCUCGCUGGCCACCUCAGCCGUCUCCUUCGCCACGGGGGCGCUGGGCAUGUGGAUCCCCCUCUACCUUCACAGGGCACAAGUGGUACAGAAAACUGUGGAGACGUGCAGUGCGCAGCCAUGCGGCACCAGGGACAGUUUGAUCUUCGGAGCAAUCACGUGCUUCACUGGUUUUCUGGGUGUGAUCACAGGGGCUGGAGCAACCAAAUGGUGCCGGUUAAAAACCCAGCGAGCUGACCCCCUGGUCUGUGCCGUCGGCAUGCUGGGGUCGGCCAUCUUCAUCUGUCUGAUCUUCGUUGCUGCCAAGAGCAGCAUUGUGGGAGCUUAUAUUUGCAUUUUUAUCGGAGAAACUCUUCUGUUUUCAAACUGGGCAAUCACAGCUGACAUACUAAUGUACGUGGUUAUCCCGACACGACGGGCGACCGCCGUGGCCUUGCAGAGCUUCACUUCGCACCUGCUGGGAGAUGCCGGCAGCCCCUACCUGAUUGGAUUCAUCUCAGACCUGAUACAACAAAGCACAAAGGAGUCCCCGCUCUGGGAGUUCCUCAGCCUGGGCUACGCACUCAUGCUCUGCCCCUUGGUCGUCGUCCUCGGAGGGAUGUUUUUCCUGGCCACGGCCCUCUUCUUCCUCAGCGACCGCGCCAAAGCAGAACAACAGUGAGUAGCCAGGCCACCAGGGAUGGGGGAGGAUGGGAGCAUCUGAUCUGCUACCGCAGCUACGUUUGGAGUGUUUCACCAAGCCCUUCAGGAAAGGACGCAGCAGAGCACACGGUGCCACAACAGGCACCGGGCGUUGUUUUUGCAUCCUUUAUACGUUCCUGCGUCCAGGGGUUCUCAGCGCUCCCGGGGGCUGGCACCAGAUUUCAGACUUGCAGCCUCCUUUGGUUUUUUUUUUUUUUUAAAUGCGUGGCUGUCCAAGGUGCACUGAAAUCUUGGCCAUUUAGCUUACAAUGGAGCGUUGCAUGCUGGGAGCUGUAGUCUUCCGUGGCCACCUUGCCACUUAAAGAAGGGAAUGAGCAUGAGCCACCUUGUAGAGCUCAAUGGUCAGCUUUUACCUCAGGGUUACACAACUGGGCCACCUUCGCACUACACGGUAUGGGAAAUAGUCCAACGGAACAACUGAGAAAAUGAAAACCAUUGGGGGAGGGAGGGUGUCGAGGGGAGCUAAUAAAUCUAGAUCUGGAGUCACUAUAUGGAAGUCUUUCCUGGUUCCUAACUACUGCUUAUAAAAAAGUGAUGUGUUGUCCAGUAAGGACACCGAUUCGGAGCACUUCACUCUUGGCAACGCCAGUAGUUCAGACGAUGCGCCCACGUGACACACCAUUUUGGGUUAGAUUCUCUCGUCACCCUUGCACAAGGAUAUGACUCCAGGGACACAUCUUCUAAGCAGG